Aspergillus alliaceus is the source of this 735-nucleotide messenger RNA. Its product is annotated as glycoside hydrolase family 16 protein. Gene Ontology annotation, molecular function: hydrolase activity, hydrolyzing O-glycosyl compounds. The record is from RefSeq and is a predicted model, not a curated record. The transcript is spliced from 5 exons. NCBI's taxonomy places the organism in Eukaryota, Fungi, Ascomycota, Eurotiomycetes, Eurotiales, Aspergillaceae. Gene Ontology annotation, biological process: glucan catabolic process. The coding region runs from base 1 to 735 and encodes 244 amino acids.
AUGAGAGUCGCCACGCUACUCUCGUUUACCUCUCUCACCUACGCCAAAAACAUCAUUCCCACCACCUGCUUCGACUCUUACACUUCCCUCGAAGAAUACUUCUCCUACCUCUACCCUUGGGGGAGCGACCACAACGGCUCAGCCCGCAUGGUCGGCAACUCGACCGACCACGACUACAUCUCCGUCGAAUCGGGCACAUUGACUCUCCUCGCAAAGCCGGUCAAAGGCCAGGAGCCUACCAGCGGAGGCCAGGAGAUCAACUACCUGUCCGGGGCCGUGCAUUCCAAGAAUACGUUCACGGUUGAAGCGGGCUCCGGCUUCGACAUCGAGGGCGAGUUCCAGGCGACUACGGACAAGGGCACUUGGCCAGCUUUCUGGUUCAAUAGCGCGAAGACCUGGCCGCCAGAGAUUGAUAUGGCGGAAUGGAAGGGCUCUGGGCAACUUACUUUCAAUGUUUUCAAUACCUCGUCUGAAGUCAUGAACCAUAAUGUAGACUAUCCCUCGCCGAAGGAGUUCCACAAAAUUAAAACUCAGAUCCGCGCCGAGAAUGAUGCCGAUAUUUGGGUUAAGUAUUUCCUUGACGAUGUGGAGGUUACCACUCAGUAUGGAAAAGAUUAUAUCGGGAAGCCUUUGUACUUGAUUAUCAACUUGCAGAUGGAGGGAUCGUCCGGAACUCCUGGACCUAGUACCGAUACUUACUACCGUGUGAAGAACUUGUCUAUCGAUCAGAUCUAG